Rhincodon typus (whale shark) is the source of this 3124-nucleotide messenger RNA. It is a transcript of the gene pgap3, whose product is annotated as post-GPI attachment to proteins phospholipase 3. The record is from RefSeq and is a predicted model, not a curated record. The transcript is spliced from 8 exons. Gene Ontology annotation, molecular function: hydrolase activity, acting on ester bonds. The coding region runs from base 149 to 1105 and encodes 318 amino acids. Lineage: Eukaryota; Metazoa; Chordata; Chondrichthyes; Orectolobiformes; Rhincodontidae. Gene Ontology annotation, cellular component: endoplasmic reticulum membrane. Gene Ontology annotation, biological process: GPI anchor biosynthetic process.
CUGAGAAAAGCGAAGUAAAUGGGUACGGAAAGGGUUCGGAACCAUGUUUACCUGCUGUCAGUGUGUUGGAGGAUGAUGAAGGUGUAACACAGUCAGUGGGUUGGAUUGUCAUAGGAGUCGGUCUUUGGGUUUCCCGCCGGCCUUGACGAUGCGGGGUAAUGCUCUGGCCUUUUACUGCUUGGGCCUGGCCGCUUUCGGUCUGCCUGCGGCCUCCUGCUCCCAGGGGGACCGGGAGCCCUAUUACCGCGACUGCGUCCAGCUGUGUGAGCGACACAACUGUACUGGAGCCCGGCUGCGGGUUUUCCACAAACUGCAGCCCCUCUACAUGAUGGCAGCAGGUUGGAGCUGUGCCGACGACUGUCAAUACAACUGUAUGUGGCUGACAGUGGGACUGUACAUUCAGGAAGGACACAAAGUGCCUCAAUUUUACGGCAAGUGGCCCUUCUACCGAUUUCUGUUCUUCCAGGAACCUGCCUCGGCCUUUGCCUCUAUGCUGAAUGGACUGGCCAACUACGUGAUGUUGGGCAGGUACCGGGCUGCAGUGCCUCUAGAAUCUCCUAUGUACCAUACAUGCAUCUCCUUUGCCAUGAUCACCCUCAAUGCCUGGGUUUGGUCCACCGUAUUCCACACACGUGACACUCCACUAACUGAGAAAAUGGAUUACUUCUGUGCUUCAUCAGUGGUGCUGUACUCCAUCUACCUGUGCUGUGUCCGGACCAUGGGCUUGACUCACCCUUGGACAGCCAGUAUUUUUGGGGUCCUACUCAUUGGAUUGUUCACAUGUCACAUCUGGUACCUCACCUUUGUGCGUUUUGAUUAUGGGUACAACAUGGCUGCCAAUGUCUUGAUAGGAAUGAUUAAUCUCCUGUGGUGGCUCAGCUGGUGCCUCUGGAACAGAUGUCACCUCCCCUAUGUGUGGAAGUGUAUGGUGGUUGUUGUGAUGCUGCAUGGACUGGCUUUGCUUGAGCUCCUGGACUUCCCUCCAUUGCUGUGGGUGUUUGAUGCUCAUGCAGUCUGGCACUUCAGCACCAUCCCUGUGCCAUUCCUCUUUUACAGCUUUCUGAUUGAUGAUAGUCGGCACCUCCUCGAUGUGAAAACUGAAUAAGUACUUGCCUAUGAGCUGCUGCAUCUGAAUGUGAAUGUGAGAGACUGUGUCUCACUGUAAUGCCCAUGUCAACACUUACCUGCAUGGACUUUGCACUGUUCACAUUGGGAUUUUCUGCUAAAUAUGUUGGUUUAUCACUGACACAGAAACCUGACAUGCUAAUGCAAGAAUCUAAGAUUUAUUCGAGGCUCAGAACUCUGAAACAAAGGUCACAUCUCACUGAGGUGACGUGCUGGAAAACAAACCCUGCUGUUCCUGGAGUUAUCACAAAAGUUAAGUUUUUAUCAAAAUAACAGAAUUUUCCAACUUACCUGCCUUUUUAGACCCUGUUUAACAGAAAACACAGACCAGAUUUAUUAUUUAUUAUUGUUAUUUAUUACAAAUAGAUUCCAGCUACAGAUAAACAAAUAUGAACUGUGGACAUAUACUUCUGCUAAUUAAAACUCUUGCCCCCUUAUAAAAUUCACCGGGCACGCACACAGCCGAACAAAAAGAAUUGGUGCUAUGAGUGGAAGGAAAAACUGAGAAGGCAUUUCAAUAGUGUCUGUCCACAUGGUUCGCUGCGAUGAUACUUUUGCUUGUCAGGAUUUGCUGUUUCUCAGUCUCUCAAGGAAUUUAUUACUUCCUCAUAGAAGGUACAGAGUAACUAGUUCACAAAUUGCCAAGUCCUUUAGCUAUUGGUUAGAAGCCACAGUUUACAGCAACUGUGAGGGAAAACAAACUGGCUUUCUUCAGGCUUUAAUUCUUCUUUUACUAUAGUGAGAAAGACACCACCACCCUUCCAGAGGUCUGAAGGCCUUUGGCCAUAAUGUUGACACCCACCAGCUGUUCAGCUUCCUGGGAGACAAUGACCUUGUUGGCAGGCACGGCCUUUGGUCUGUGAAGUUACUAAACUUUCUGCACCACCUGAACAAGUAGCAGUGUUCAUUCCACUUGGAUUAAUUGUCAGCACCGUGCAGCAAUCCCUUCCAUAGUUGUUGGUUUUUAAAACAAUUCUUUUCUCAUUUCAGUCCACAAUUGAAAAUACAGAAAUUAAAAAAGGAAACUGUUUCUACAAGCAGAAGAAUUUGGGGAAAGGGGAAGAGAGUAGGACUGGCUAUGCUUCUGUUCUAGAGAGUUGGCAUAGAGACAUUGGGCCAAAUAGCCAACCCCUGACCCAAUGCUGCCGCAUGUUUAUUUUUGAUUGGAACCAUUGGGGAGAUGGUUUUAUUGGAGAUAUUGGUUAUCCUAACUGCACUUGCUGAAACUAAGGAAGAUUGUGUUUCUCUUCUCAGCUCUGCCACCAAGUGGCAGAAAACACUGGAGCAGCCUGACCUUUUAUUUUCAUUUUCGCCCAUGACUGUUUCUGGGGAUGAGAUGGAGCCUGUGGAGGGUGGGGGGAAAGGUUAGGAAGGGGUGGCAGUGAGGUCAUGGGAGGAAAGAAGGACUGGAGGAGGGAGUGGGGGCUUCAUUCAUUCUUUACUCAGUUUCAAUCAGCCUAGAAAAUGCCCCUCACACCACAUUCAUCCACUGAAUUUGCUGUUUUGACGUCAUUGUAAUCCUGUGCACACCUGUAGCAGCAAGAUUGCUCCUCCCUGCUCCUAUCCCUCACUCCUGUCUUGGGUGCUGUUUUGGUGUUGUUCUGAUGUGGAGGUGCUGGUGUCGGACUGGGGUGGACUCGGUCAAAAAUUACAUGACACCGGGUUAUAGCCCAACAAGUUUAUUUGAAAAUGUUAGCUUUCGAAGCUUUGCUCACGUUAACCUGAGGAAGGAGCAGAGCUUUGAAAGCUAGUGUUUUCAAUAUAAACGUGUUGGCAUGUAUCCUAGUGCUGUUUGAUUUUUGAGCUUGAUGUUGGUGGGAAGUGAUGGCUGAAGUUGGCCACAAGACUGGUGCAAAGGUUAGAGCUACAAUUAUUUAUUAGAGCUUUCUCCUGUUUAAUGGAUUCGCCAGGCACCCUGCAAUCAUUGAAUUGAGUGGUUAAAUCCAUCCACUGAAUGUCAGAGAUAAUUUUGAAUAAAGAAAUACAUUUUUAAAAUAAA